UCGUAUUACAGAAAACAGUACGUGCAUACUGUUUAUAUACCACUUGUAUUGAUGUGGUUUCAGGUCUGUAUUACCCUACGCUUCUUGGCAUCUGGGGCAUUCUACAAUGUCAUUGGAGAAGCGAUGGGUGUACAGAAAGCGACAGUUUGCAGAGUGUUGGACGCAGUGCUAGACUGCCUUGUAAAUGUUGCUAGCAAAUGGAUCGCAUUGCCAAUAUCACAAGACCAAUUGGCAGAGAUCAAGGUUGGAUUUUACCGAAAGCGGCAGUUUCCGGCUGUCAUCGGGUGUGUGGAUGGAACGCAUGUUGCAAUUCGAACGCCUCCACGAAACGAAGAUGUAUUUGUGUGCAGAAAAGGGUUCCACAGUAUCAAUGUCAUGCUGAUCAACGACCACAAGAACAGGAUUACAGCAGUAUCGGCUCGAUUCCCUGGUUCUGCGCAUGACAUGGCAGUCUUCGACUGUUCUAAUAUCCAACAGAGGAUGGAGAACGGAGACCUGCAAAAUAAGGGGUUACUUCUGGCAGACAGUGGGUAUGCCUUGAGGCCAUACCUCAUGACCCCUGUCUUAAUUGCGACCUCACAACGACCAAGAGGUCAGAUACAAUGCUGCUCACAAGGGGACAAGGGUAAGCAUUGAACAGGUCAAUGGCAUCCUGAAGAGCCGAUUCAGAUGCCUUGAUAGAUCAUCAGGAGGCCUCUUCAUUGAAGCAGGCAAGGCAUGCAAGGCGAUUGUUGCAUGUUGUGUUUUGCACAACAUGUGCAUAACGUUUAACGACGUCAUGGUAGAAAUGCUACCAAAUG
Priapulus caudatus is the source of this 800-nucleotide messenger RNA. RefSeq names its product putative nuclease HARBI1. The coding region runs from base 52 to 636 and encodes 194 amino acids. The transcript is spliced from 5 exons. Lineage: Eukaryota; Metazoa; Priapulida; Priapulimorpha; Priapulimorphida; Priapulidae. The record is from RefSeq and is a predicted model, not a curated record.